Molecule: messenger RNA, 2970 nt
Organism: Hemisphaericaspora subhashii
Lineage: Eukaryota; Fungi; Ascomycota; Pichiomycetes; Serinales; Debaryomycetaceae
Gene: RGT1
Product: Rgt1p
Exons: 1
Coding region: 1-2970 (989 amino acids)
Cellular component (GO): nucleus
Molecular function (GO): DNA-binding transcription factor activity, RNA polymerase II-specific; zinc ion binding
Source: RefSeq, a predicted model, not a curated record
AUGAUGUCAACAACCACCAACGAGACUAAACCAGGUGGAUUGAUGGGAUCCUUAAGAAAUAUACUUCAUAAUCCAUCAUCCAUUAAUUCCAACAACAACAAGAAUAUCAACCACAGUGGAGGGACAUUUACGAAUACCGCAGCACCCACCACAACCACCACAACAACAACAACUAAUAGCAGUUCAGCAGCAGUGACUCCUGAUAUCAAACAUAGCUUGACAACAGAAAAUAUGAAGGCUGAGGAGUCAAGCGGUGAUAAUAAUCCACCCAGAAAGAGAACCAAAGUCUCACGAGCUUGUGAUGCCUGUAGGCGAAAGAAGGUUAGAUGUGAUGGUGAAUAUUCGUCCACUUUACAAAGAGUGUCCAAAAUUUGCAACAAUUGUACCAAGAAUAAUGAAGAAUGUACAUUUUCACGUGUACCAUUAAAGAGGGGUCCGUCAAAAGGUUACAUACGAGACUUGGAAGAUAAGGCUGAACACAAUGACGGUGUUCCAACCCAACAGCAUCCACAACAACAUCAUAAUGGCGGACCACUCAUCGGCGGAAGCACAGUAAGACCAAUUUCAGGUAGUUUAGGUGGAAGUGGCCCAGUUCCUGUUUCUACUUUCUCACAUCAACCCUUGGUUUUCGCACAAUCACAUUUGAAUCAGCAACAACAGCAACUACCCAUUACGCUGGUAACAAGUUCCUCUCCACCAAUUAAACUUCCUCCAUUACUUGGUUUCCAAUCAAAAGUUUUUCCAUCAACAACACAAAGGCUUACGUCUUCCAGCAGUGUACCUACGGUUUCAUCUUCAAAUCCAUCCAGUCCCACCAGUCAUGGCUUAACUGCUCAGGCAGACCAAUCAUCUGUAAGCACCAUUAUCCCCACCCCUGGUCCAGCAACAAACGCUAUUGAAACCACCCAAUCAGCAACCAAUGCAAAGCCAAAUAGUCCGCCAAUUCAAGGUCCUUUCUGGAAAGUACCUUACGAAAUGCCACAAUCUGCAUCAUCUCGGAAAUCCUCCAUUUCAAGCGCAACGGGCCAUGGCGGAUCAAGGCUUCGUAGGAAGUCGUCGAUAGAUUCCAUUUCUUCCACAUCCACCACAGGUUCAAGAUUACCUUCGUUGAAACCUUCAGUUUCUAUGAGCAGUGACUUUAUGUCCGACAGUGAAUCGGAAGACUACUAUUCAAUUCGUUCAGGUGCUUCACAUAGCCAAUUCCCACCUGUUGGAGCGUCAAGAAAAGAUUCCAUGUCCCCAAGAAAUUCAAUUGCAUCCAUGUCUAGUCUUAAUGGACGAAUGAACAAAACAUUAAAUUUCCAAAGUUCAGCAUCUACAACCCCAGUUAUGGUCGGUUCUCCGUUAAGCGCUGCAGGACAAACGCAAUACUUUGUACAACAACAACAAAAUAUGUAUGCUGGUCAACAUCCAUUACCAGUUCCACCAAUGCAACCAAGCUUUCAAAUAGGUGGCCAUAUGCCAAUCCAAAGUCCAGCGCCGAGAUUCUCAUACCCACAACAAGGUUUUGUGUAUCCUCCAACAAGUAUUCCAGUUAAUCUUUUGGAGACCAAUUUAAAACUUUAUUACGAUCAUUUUCAUUCUUCAUUCCCAAUCUUGCCAUUUAAUUCUACUAUGUUGGCUUCAUUAUCUCAAGCUCGUGAUGAAAGUGCUGCUCAUGUGUGGGUUAUCGAAAUGUUUAAUCGUGCGUUGAAUAAUUUGAAUAAUUUCAAACAAGUGAACCUUAAUGAAAAUAUUGAAUUAUUGCUGAGAUUGAUGAGUUCGUAUCCAUUCCUGAAUUUAGGUAUAAAUAUGAAUGAUACCUCGUUGAUUUUCUUUUUCAGCACUAUUUUGAUUAUUAAUUAUGCUAUAUUAUUGAAUGGUGAUGUUUAUUCUUCAGGAAUUUCUUGGAGUAGUUCCAUAUUUAAUGAUUAUAAAGUUGUUCAGAAAUUUGUUGAAUUUGUUGGUAGACAAAAGGGUAAUAACAUGAGUAACUCGGUGGAUCUUGAUCGUAUUGAAUUGUAUUUGUCCAAAUUAUAUCUUUCACUCGAUGUUAUUGAUAAUAUCAAUAGUAUUUCUACUGGUUCUCAGAAAAAUGUGGGGAAUAAUACGAUGAUUCAAUUCUUGUAUUCAAAUUCCAACUUAUUAAUGAAUGAAAAUGACGAAUCAAUAAAAUCUGGGCUUACAGUAUUCAAGAAUUCGCAAUUGUUUAGUCAAUUAAUCAAUAUUAGAGAUCAGUUCAUACUCAGCUUUGGUAACUAUACCCAACCAAUUCAAAUUGCUAUUACUCAAUCAAAUGAUGAAUUUUCGAGCUACUUUGUUACUUUGAUAAAUGAAAAAUACGACUUGAUAAACUAUUUAUUCGAAAUGAAUGCAUUUCUUAAAGAUUCAAUUGAUCAUGACCCUGAAGAAGUUUAUGAAAAUUUGAUGGAUUAUAAUUUGAAAUUAAUUAGAUUAGUCAAGAAAAUAUCUAAUUCAAUUAUGCAUUUUGCCAACUACAUCGGAACGUCGACUGCUUCAUCUUCAGCAUCAACUUCCCCCACAUCAGAGCAAUCAAAGAAAUCAGAGAACAAAGUUUUGAUGAAUCCAUUGUUGAAUAUUUCCAUAGGUCAAUUAUUCAAGUUGAUUAAAUUGAAUAAAUUGCUUAUUGAUAGCUUGUCAUAUUUGAAUCAAUCAACCGAACAUCUUCAUGCUGGUAAUCGUUCAAGUGCAACUGAUUUAUCAGGUCGCUUAAGUAAGAUUAAUAAUGAUUUAUCAAUUUCAUUCAAUUUGCUUAAUUUAAAUUUGGUUAAUUUACAAUUGGGUACUAAAUCAAAUGCAAUAAUUAGAAAGAAAAUUAAUGAUUAUAAUUUUAAUUUCAAUUUACAAAAUAUGGUAUCUAAUAAUGAAACUAAGCUGGAUAUUAAGCUUAGUUUAAAUAAUUGGUUUCAAGAAUUUACGACUUCAAUUCUUCCAUUUAUCCAUCUGGAAAAUACUGAAGGUUGGUAUUAG